Messenger RNA from Felis catus (domestic cat), 4618 nucleotides. It is a transcript of the gene SLC35B4, whose product is annotated as solute carrier family 35 member B4. Bases 231 to 1226 code for a protein of 331 amino acids. Gene Ontology annotation, biological process: transmembrane transport. The record is from RefSeq and is a predicted model, not a curated record. NCBI's taxonomy places the organism in Eukaryota, Metazoa, Chordata, Mammalia, Carnivora, Felidae. The transcript has 10 exons. Gene Ontology annotation, cellular component: endoplasmic reticulum membrane; Golgi membrane. Gene Ontology annotation, molecular function: UDP-N-acetylglucosamine transmembrane transporter activity; UDP-xylose transmembrane transporter activity.
UGUGUAGUCUGGCCGGGACCGGGACACCCCCUCGGAUGAAUGGGGCCGGAGCCGACUGCGAACUACAGCUCCUCGGCCGGCAGCGUCGGUGGUGGCCUCGGAGGAGAGCAGCGCUGCAGGGCGGUGGGGAUGUUCUGUGCCGCGGCGAACGCAGUAGCCGGGCUUCUUAGGGUGGCGGUAUAAGCGGGCGCCUGCCUGUGCGCGCUCGCUCUCCUUCCCCGGCACCGGUCAUGCGCCCGGCGUUCGCGGUGGGCCUGGUGUUCGCAGGCUGCUGCAGUAACGUGAUCUUCCUAGAGCUCCUGGCCCGGAAGCAUCCAGGAUGUGGGAACAUUGUGACAUUUGCACAGUUUUUAUUUAUUGCCGUGGAAGGCUUCCUCUUUGAAGCUGAUUUGGGAAGGAAGCGGCCAGCCAUCCCAAUCAGGUACUAUGCUGUGAUGGUCACCAUGUUCUUCACUGUCAGCGUGGUGAACAACUAUGCCCUGAAUCUCAACAUCGCCAUGCCCCUGCAUAUGAUAUUUAGAUCUGGUUCUCUAAUUGCCAACAUGAUCCUAGGAAUUAUCAUUUUGAAGAAAAGAUACAGCAUAUUCAAAUAUACCUCCAUUGCCCUGGUGUCUGUGGGGAUAUUUAUUUGCACUUUCAUGUCAGCAAAGCAGGUGACCUCCCAGUCCAGCUCCAGCGAGAAUGACGGAUUCCAGGCAUUUCUAAGGUGGUUACUAGGUAUAGGGGCACUGACUUUUGCUCUUCUGAUGUCAGCAAGGAUGGGUAUUUUCCAGGAGACCCUAUACAAACAAUUUGGGAAGCACUCGAAGGAGGCUUUGUUUUAUAAUCACGCCCUUCCCCUCCCGGGUUUCAUCUUCCUGGCUUCUGACAUUUAUGACCAUGCGGUUCUGUUCAAUAAGUCUGAAUUGUACCAAGUUCCCUUCAUUGGUGUGACAGUGCCCAUCAUGUGGUUCUACCUCCUCAUGAAUGUCAUCACUCAGUACGUGUGCAUCCGGGGUGUCUUUAUCCUCACCACAGAAUGCGCCUCCCUUACCGUCACCCUUGUCGUGACUCUGCGCAAGUUUGUCAGCCUCAUCUUUUCCAUCUUGUACUUCCAGAACCCUUUCACUCUGUGGCACUGGCUGGGUACCUUGUUUGUCUUCGUUGGGACCCUAAUGUACACAGAGGUGUGGAACAACCUAGGGACCACAAAAAGCCAGCUUCAGAAGGAGGACAAGAAGGACUGAGGUCAGCCUGGAACAGAGAGACCAGUGUCAAAAUGGGCCAGGGUCUGGUGAAGGUCUGGCCACCGUUUCGCUUUUGUUAAUGCUGAAGUAUUGAACCAGCCAUGUACCAGAGAAUCCUCAGAACGAGGGACGCCUCAGAUUUCUUACCGCUGUAGACGCCAACGUUUGUGGACUCUGAAUGGAAACCCCGCAACCCGAAAUAGAAAUAAGAACAGUUGUCCACUAUUGAACAGCCAGUUGGGUUGUUACUUGUUUACCAGAAUAUUUAGUACUGUUACUUGUUUAUUGAAUUCUGAGUCUUCAGAGCUUCUAGUUUUUUAUCCGUGGUCUCGGGCAAGAUUAUCUCUUGUUGCUAUUCUGAUGGUUCUCUGCCAUACAGUCAUUAUCAUCCUGUGGCCUCGUCCCUUUUUUUUUUUUUUGUCACCUUUCCCCUCCCGCCCCCCCCCCCCCCAACCCCAGCAGCACUUUCAGCCAGUCAGACGCUCCAGGGAUCAUCAUCAGGAACAACUGAGUGGCCAGGUGAACGGAGACACUAAGGACGUUGGCCUGGGAAGGAAACAGUCGUCCUGUGAGCUGAGCCCUGGUCACGCUGGAGCAGGACUGAUGGGAAUCCUUUCCCACAGCUUUUUUUUUUCCCCCCUAUGCAAAAGUCUUCUAUUUUCUGUGCUUGAAAGAAAGGUCGUGUAUGAAUUGGGAGAGACGUUCUCCCUCAGUCUUCUACAUGAACCCCGUUAGCUCAGAGAUGCGAUGGUGACGCCACGAUGGCGGGGAGAAGCUGGCCCUCGUCAGCACCGAGAGAGCCACAGCUAAAUGUUCGAAAGGCUUCUUCACCAGAGAGAUGCAGCCCUGCCGGUCAGUCUGAUAAGAGUCCUGGUCCGUCAGGCUAAGGAGUAGACUGAUACGUGGUGGGUGUGGGUUGUGGUGUAUAAGUCAGGUCAAAUCACAACUAAAAUGAAAAGUUUUUUGGUUUUUUUUUUUUUUCCUAUGAGGUAUCUUAAUGUUCUUGAUGGGUAAUCUGCGGGGGCUUGGGAGGUCGUGUGUUUUACUCCGUGUAGAAACCUGCCCCCCUUUGGCUGAUCACGUCGGAGGUGUAGUUUCCCUCCCUGGGAAACUUUGGAGAAAGAGGAACAAUGUGAAUGUAGAGUGUAGGGGUGUGUGCGCACUCGUGUAGCUUGUGUGAUAAUAUUGGCGGAGAGAAGAGGGUGAAAAUCUGUUCUUUUAUUUUCUUGUUCUUCACUCAGCCCCAGACCUUCAUCAACCUCCCGCAAGCACAUGCGUUUCUUUUUUUGCACACAAAGGCCUGUCAUGUUUUUCUGGACGCAGAUUGUGGUCUUAAAUUGCGACGUGGCUCUCCGGGUCCCCGUGGCUCACUCUGUGGUGUGUCGUGUUUCCUUCUCUUUCUGCAGCUUUUGUCUGAGGGGGUCUGAGAUAAGUGUUCUAGAACCUUUGGGUCGCUCUGGGGAAGUAACGUAAGUUGCCUCGCUCGUUCCAUAACGUGGAUAUUGUUUCUCCGUCUAAGUCACAGGGUUUUCAGACUGAUUUGUCGUUCUGGACAUGGACAACUUUCUAGUGCUGGUAGUGAUUUAUUCUAAAAGAUGGUGAAUUUGGUAUGAACCCAUUUAUAGAACCAAAAGGCAUUUUCUUUGAAAUACGUAGAGCUCCUCAGACCGAUGGUGCUAUGAAUAGCAUCUGUUAAAUAUCCUCUUAAAAACAAAAAUAAAAGCUACUUUUGUAAAAAAAAAAAAAAAAAAAAAAUCACUUAAUAGAAGAACCUGCCCUUGGGGGCUAUCAGAUUGCAAGUGUCUGGAGUCUUAACAGGCUAGAACCUUACCUAACUUAGUGUCCUUUUUAUGUCGAUGAAAAUUUGUAGUAAUCGAAAUGUAUUGGUGUCCCCAGAGAGCAUUUAACUGAGUCUAUUCGGUUUUAGAUUCUGGUUUUAGGGAGUAUAUGUUCCUCUCAGAUGAAUACCUCUGCUGGUUUUAUUAACCAGAGGUUAUAUGUGGACAGAUUAGUGCACUCACCCAAUAAAAUAGAACACAUAACAGAAUGUCUCAAAUGCCCUGUGAGUUGAUUUUUCUGUCUAGUGGCCAGAAUGUAAGAAAUAGAUGUCUAAUGGACACUAGUUAAUACUUUCAUUAGAAACUUUUUUUGGGGGGGGGGGACCAUUUAUUUCCAUUAGAUAACUGGCUUUUCAUUCCAGGUUGAAAUUAAUUUCAACUUGUAUUAAAGGGGCAAAUAAACCAUUUUGUAGAAAACCGGACCCAUGUAACCAGAAGAGAAUUGUCUAUUAAAUGCUUCUCUUCUUUCUCUGGGUCAAGACUAUGUAACUUUGUAUUCCAUAGUUUGUUUACAAAAGAGAUUUGGUGUUUAAGAGCAAAGAUCAAAUAGGAUGACACUAGCGAGAAAGUAUUGUGUGCGUGUGUGUACCCGUUUUAACACCUUGACUGGUUUCGUAAAGUAACAGGAGAAAAUGGUAGAUAUUUGAAUUAUAUUAACAUAGUGUCUCCGUAGCCUUUACCACGAUUCUGUUGUCACAUUAUAAAUGCUGUCUUUUUCACUUUUCGUUAAUUUAUUUUUGAUCCUGUAUUUUCCUUUUCAUCCAACAAAAGCAAUCAUUAAUGCUUGAUAGAAACUUGCAAGUUUUAAAGUACUAGGACAUACUCUCGUCUUUCCCCCUUCUUCCUGCGCAGUUAUCCUAAAUGAAAUGCUACAGUACUGUAUUCUUCUGGGAAGAUUAAUGGACAUUUUUAAAAGGUUCUAAUAUCUUGGGGUCAUUUCUUGAGCACCUUUGCUCCCUUCUGCCCUAUUUUUUUUCCUCUCCUCAGCACCACCUCCAGUUUCUUCACUGCAGCUUGUGUUCACGUGUGUAGUUUUCUACUGAGCACCACCUAUAAUCUUGUAUGUUUAGGCCUCUAUUCUUUGGGGCCUCUCAGAUGUUUUUGUGGGUUUUUACAAGGUAUUUAUAUCUCUGUAGCACGUAUUUUGUUAUACAUGGUUAGCAGCAUUGAUACUUGGAGUGUGAGAAUAUCUGACCCAUAUGUGAGUAUAUGUAUAGCUAAGUAUGAACAUAAGGGUUAAUGUAAAAAUGUUUAUAUAUUUUGUUACCUCAAACUGAGGCUGAGAAUCUUAACUACCAUUCCCUUCUAUGUUUGGAAAAUAAUUUUGCUUGCUCUUUUCACCCACCUUGAGCUGACUGUAUUCAACAGUGCCAAAUGCCUAUGAGGGUGUGGGUGGGGGGUGGAAAACCUCAGGAAUUAUUCAAAGCCCAGGAGUUAGCUGUGGGCCUGCUCAUGGGUGGACCAGUUGGCAUGUUAGAGUGAAGGGGAGGAAGAAAUUUUCCUCUGUCCAAGGUUCUUCCUGCUGGACUCGAAAUUAAAUUUACAUGAGACCGA